Panonychus citri (citrus red mite) is the source of this 1290-nucleotide messenger RNA. Its product is annotated as N(4)-(Beta-N-acetylglucosaminyl)-L-asparaginase-like. The coding region runs from base 30 to 1139 and encodes 369 amino acids. The transcript has 6 exons. Gene Ontology annotation, biological process: protein deglycosylation. The record is from RefSeq and is a predicted model, not a curated record. Gene Ontology annotation, cellular component: lysosome. Lineage: Eukaryota; Metazoa; Arthropoda; Arachnida; Trombidiformes; Tetranychidae. Gene Ontology annotation, molecular function: N4-(beta-N-acetylglucosaminyl)-L-asparaginase activity.
GUUUGAUUUACUUGAUUGCUACACUUCAGAUGAUUGUUUCUCUUAUGAAUACUACGAUUAUGUCUAAAUCAAUUUGUAUUUGUUUUCUUCUUCUCACCAAUCUAAUUAGUUUAAUUGUCUCAGAAAAAGGUUCCUUACCUUUGGUGAUUAACACUUGGCCUUUUACCAAUGCAACGAUUGCGGCAUGGGAAACGAUUUACCAUGAAGGUGGAUCAGCUGUUGAUGCCGUCGAAAGAGGAUGCUCUCAGUGCGAGGUUGACCAAUGCGAUGGUACCGUCGGGUGGGGCGGAAGUCCCGAUGAAAACGGAGAGACGACACUUGAUGCUAUGAUCAUGGAUGCGACAACUCAUGAUAUUGGUGCAGUUGGGGCACUUCGAAGGGUCAAACAGGCCAUUUCGGUCGCUCGAAAGGUCAUGGAAAACACGAAUCACACUUUAUUGGUCGGAGAUCAAGCGACACAAUUUGCCCUCUCAUUGGGAUUUCAUGAGACAAGUUUGACUUCAGAUAAAUCGAGAAAAAUUCAAGCCGAUUGGAUAAAUAAUUCCUGUCAACCUAAUUACUGGAUUAAUGUUAAUCCAGAUCCAAUGUUACAAUGUGGACCUUAUCAUUUACCACAAUCAGAUAAACUAAUCAAAUCAAACACAAUUGACAAUCCAAAUACAAUUAUCUCAUCUUCUGAAUCAGAAAGAGGUCAUGACACCAUUGGGAUGAUCGUAAUUGACUCAAAUGGACUGAUAUCAACGGGCACUUCGACUAAUGGACUGAGUCACAAAAUCCCUGGUCGUGUCGGUGACUCUCCGAUUCCUGGAGCUGGUGCUUAUGCCGAAAAGGAUGUCGGUGCUGCUGCUGGUACAGGAGACGGUGACAUCGCCAUGAGAUUUGCUCCGGCGUAUCAAGCUGUCGUUAAUUUAAAACUCGGUAUGAGUCCAACAAUCGCAGCUAAAGAUGCCAUUGAACGGAUGGCAAAUUAUUUUCCAAAUGCUAUGUUAGCUUUAAUUGUCGCAAAUAAUCAAGGAGAUUUCGGUGCUGCUUGCAAUGGAAUUGAAACUUUCCCGUUCUCUGUAAUUAAUCCAAACCAAUCAAAAGUAACAGUUUAUCGUGUUAAUUGUACAAAUCCAAUCAAACCAAGUCCACACUGAACGUUGGUCAAUAAACAGAAUCGAGAUUGUAAUCACCAACGAAUCAAAGUCUUCAAAGUUACCAAUUAACCCGUUAUAAUGUGUCCAAAACACUCGAUAAUUACAAUUAAAGUGCAAUUUAUCCUGGGGCAUCAUCAUAAAAAGAACAACA